GUACUUGAUAUUUCCAAUCAUGUUUCUCUGCUGAUGGAGAGGAACGUCGAGAGGUCCAGCCAUCGAGGAGGCACCGCCACGAAAACCAUGAUAGGAACUCGUUGACCGGUUGCACCGCCCUUGGUCGCCUUUCAUUUCCACGAGGCCGCCAGGCGUCUGUCCCACGCCAACUCGGUCCACGUUCUAAACUCCAUCUGUAUCAUCACCUUGUCGUGGCAGAUCUUUAAUUUAUCUCCUUCCCAUCUCUCUUGUUCGGAUCCUAUGCCGAUUGUUGCACCACCGCAAUUAAGACUCCCCUCCCCUUGACCACGACAUGCACGCAGAUGUCGACGCCUGAACCUACCGAGGGUUCCCACAGCGCUGCUCUCUUGCACCUGACCAAACGGAUCCGACACCUGGGAAGAUUACCCUCAAGUUGGGUGAAAGCUCUUGAUGGUCCGUCGGAGCCCGAACCUGCUAUCCCCUGCGAGAUAUGCUCACGCCUGGAUCUCAGGGUCCAAUCCUUCUGUGUCCAAGAGGGUGACGACGAGUAUGCCAUAGCUAAGAGAACACGAUACUUAGGGCGUUUGUCUCAAAUCCAACAUAGGACACACUGCCCAUUUUGUCGACUGGUCCUAGAAGUCGCCGAUCGACCCUCAGACCAGCGAACUCCCAGCCUCGUUGCUGACGAUGAUCCGGUUGUCUAUGCCAGAUGGGUCGUUGAUGGGCAAGAAGAUCUCGGGCCCGAUCCUGAUCGGCCUGCUGAGCAUCGAUACAGGCCAAGGACGAGAAGGAUCCUGAUCUACAGCGAGCCACAGGCGUUUAAAGAUGGUUACAUUGUUCUUUUGGCCGACGACGCCCCCCAGAGGCCGUGGUUUGGCCGACAAAUAUCUUCUCCAGAUCUGCUCGAUGUUCAACAACUUCGACAGUGGUUACACGAUUGCGAGUCCACUCACGGAUCCGAGUGUGAGGACUCGCUCGUUCACCCUGAUCUUCUUGGAGUGCCCAAGGACGUCUUCCGCGCCAUUGAUGUCCACACUAUGAAUAUUGUUGAAGCACCAAGAAACUCGAGAUACGUUGCAUUGAGUUAUCUGUGGGGCAAGAACUUCAAUCAACUUUUUACUACGAGCGAGAACCUACCCACAUUGUCUAAGCCUGGGGCACUGGACAAGGAAAAACUACCCAAAACGAUCAAAGAUACGAUACAGCUGACGAGAAUGCUUGGAGAGAGAUAUCUGUGGACUGACAGUUUGGCGCUGUUGCACGACGAAGGCUUCCAGUACCAUGAUGAUUGGGUUUAUGCUAAAGCGGCUCUGACCGUCGUGGCGGGCUCUGGAAAGGAUGCAAAUGCUGGGCUUCCUGGGGUCAGAAAAGAGUCUCGAAAGUUUCAUCAAGAGAUUGAGCGUAUCGAGCCAGGUAACUUCAGGCUGAUGAUGUCUCACCUCGCAGAAGACUACAUCUCGACCUCGCAGUGGGACUCGAGGGCGUGGACCUUUCAGGAACGUAUGCUUUCUCGACGCUGCCUCCUCUUCGUCAAUGGCCGAAUAUACUACCAAUGUCGUAAAACCACUUUUUGUGAGGACAUGGAGAUGCCGAUGCAGAAUGGCUGGUCGCUGGACUCGAUUGACAUGCCCACAAGGAUAUUCCGGGAGAAGCCAUUCGUCCAAUUCACCUCUGCAAUUGAACUCUACACCCGCAGAGAACUGACCAACCGAGCAGACAUCCUCAACGCCUUCGAGGGAGUGGGUCUAGUGCUGGAGAAGCGCAUUGGAGCGAGCAUCUACUACGGCGCCUUGGAAACCAUGCUGGAUUCGUCGUUGAUCUGGGAGUCGAGCAAAAGGCUUUUUCGACGCGACGGGUUUCCAAGCUGGUCAUGGUCGGGCUGGAUCGGCGAGAUCCAGUGGAAAUUUACCGAACCGGCAAGAUCUUGGAUCCAGUGGCAUGCUGAUCAGCAAAUCGGCAUCCAUUCCUUUCCCCAACAAUGGCUGGAACGCAUCAUGCCUCCGAUGCCGCCUCCAGCGAGUACACAAGCCCAGACAUCUCACAACAUGAGCCAGAUCAUGCCGUUGCUCCACUUUCGGACCAUUUCUGCUCAUUUUGUUUUGAGUUCUGCAUCUUUGAUACACAAGUCCAUCAUCUCGCCUCUCAGGAAGCGGCUAACGGGACCCAGUGCAUUGUCGACAGUGCGCCCAGCGCCGGCGGACCCAGGGUUGAUUAGGGCCGGAAUUUCAGACAAGCGGGGGUGGUGGUGUGGCACAAUCCAUCUGGAUCAAGACUGGGAAAAGCGAAUAGGAACGCCUCUUGAGUUCCUGAUCAUGUCACGACUUAGCCGUUUUUCUGAUGACGAGCUUUUGAUAUGGGAGGGAGAAUUGCCCGACGAGGUGGAAGAGAUACUCGAGCAGCGAGAUUAUGGAGUCUUCAAUGUCAUGUUGGUUUCUCAGAGAAACGGGAUUUAUUAUCGGGAGGGGUUAGGCCGAAUAUUAACCAGGGCGUUAGAUAACACCAUUGACCCGGCUCCAGCAUGGAAGGACAUUAUACUAGGCUAGACUGUGGCGGGACGGAUCUACCGCACAUAGCAGACGACGAGGGAACUUGCCAUAGGCAAGAUCAGACAACAGAGGAUUCUAAGCUGCGAAAUCUUCCCAGAUAUAAUAAUAAUGAGCACCAAAGC
Messenger RNA from Exophiala mesophila, 2650 nucleotides. RefSeq lists its product as uncharacterized. Lineage: Eukaryota; Fungi; Ascomycota; Eurotiomycetes; Chaetothyriales; Herpotrichiellaceae. The transcript has 3 exons. The record is from RefSeq and is a predicted model, not a curated record. The coding region runs from base 324 to 2525 and encodes 733 amino acids.